AAAAAAUAUUGCUGAUAGAGUUUGUAUCUCACUUUCCCAAACCAACGCUUCUCUUCUCUUUCUGAAAACAAGAGUCUUGCGGCUGAAGAAGUGAAAAACCCUUCAUCGGAGCCGGAGCUCUCCUAUUGACUGGCGAGCGAAAGAAUUACUUUGAUAGUUAAUGGCAUCCAAGCUUCAGCAAUUGCAAGCCAAGGCUUGCCAGGCCACCCAAUUUGUGUCCAAGCAUGGAACUGCCUACUACAAGCAGUUAUUGGACCAGAAUAAGCAAUAUGUUAAAGAGCCAGCAACCGUGGAGACAUGUAAUGAGUUAGCCAAGCAGCUGUUUUACACUCGUCUUGCCAGCAUUCCUGGCCGCACCGAGUCAUUCUGGAGGGAACUUGAUUAUGUCAAGAAUAUGUGGAGGCACAGGCAGGAAUUGAAGGUUGAGGAUGCUGGAAUUGCAGCUCUGUUUGGUCUUGAAUGCUUUGCAUGGUUUUGUGCUGGUGAGAUUGUUGGAAGGGGGUUCACAUUUACUGGUUACUACCCCUGAAAACAAACUGGGUAGUAAUUGUGGACCAAUUGAUUCACGUAGUCACGAUCACGGCCUACAUGCAAGAUUUUGUUUUCUUACAAAGUUUUUGAAGCUGAGAAAUCAGUGUUAACAUUUUUAACGCCACAAUAAUUAGCAUUUUCUACAUCUGGAUUCCCUCUAAACUGGGGUGGUUUCAAACUUCAUAGUACAGUAAUUUUCCAUGGAUGAUACUGAUACUGCAUCCUGUGUAUCUCUAAGAAGAGUCUUGUUGGUGGCUUCCUGAUUACGGGUUAGACGUUUCUCCCUCUAAUAAUGUCCGACUCUCACGUUGUUGUGAAUAUCGAUCAUACCCUAAUCGAUCUCUUUUAAUCUUAGGAGAGCUUAUUGUUUUA
Messenger RNA from Sesamum indicum (sesame), 903 nucleotides. RefSeq lists its product as uncharacterized. Gene Ontology annotation, molecular function: proton transmembrane transporter activity. Lineage: Eukaryota; Viridiplantae; Streptophyta; Magnoliopsida; Lamiales; Pedaliaceae. Gene Ontology annotation, biological process: proton motive force-driven ATP synthesis. The record is from RefSeq and is a predicted model, not a curated record.